GACAUGCACUCCUGCAGCCGUGCUGGGUAACCUCCUCCGAGGGCGCCGCUGCUCUCUCUGUGUUUGUGUAUGUGGAAUGCGGGUCAAGCGGAACUCACGGGAAAAACUGCGCUUCGCAUCAAACUCAAACACCGGCUUUCAUCACUCGGACGUGCUCUGGUCCUGAUGCCGGAGCUCCACAGACAGAAGACGAUGAAGAGAAGCAGGCAUCCCAGCAGCAGCGAUGACUCAGAUAAUGGAAGUAAUUCCACCUGCUGGUCCCUGCAUUCAUCACAGCAUCGGAGAGGAACGGGGCAGAAACCCUCUGAGGUUUUUAGGACAGACUUGAUCACAGCCAUGAAGUUACACGACUCAUAUCCACUGAAUCCUGAGGAUUACUACAUCCUGGUAGAUCCAUGGAGGCAGGAGUGGGAGAAAGGUGUCCAGGUGCCUGUGAGCCCCCAGUCCAUUCCUCAGCCUCUGACCAGAGUUUUGGCAGAGAAAGGAAAGGAGGUCAUGUUCAUCAGGCCUAAGAAGUUGAUCCGGACGUCGGGCACGGAGGCGCUGGGCUACGUGGACAUCCGGACCCUGGCGGAGGGGAUGUGCCGCUACGACCUGAACGAAGAAGACGUGGCUUGGCUGCAGAUCAUCAAUGAGGAGUUUGCACAGAUGGCGAUGCCGCCGCUGGAUGAGAACACGAUGGAGAGAGUUAUGGAGGAGUUCGAACACUGCUGUCACGAAAACAUGACGCACGCCAUGGAGACGGAGGAGGGGCUGGGCAUCGAGUAUGACGAAGACGUGGUGUGUGAUGUUUGUCAGUCGCCAGACGGAGAGGACAACAAUGAGAUGGUGUUCUGCGAUAAGUGUAACAUCUGCGUUCAUCAGGCGUGUUACGGCAUCCAGAAAGUCCCCAAAGGCAGCUGGCUGUGUAGGAUCUGUGCGCUCGGCAUCCUCCCAAAGUGCCAGCUGUGUCCUAAAAAGGGCGGAGCCAUGAAGCCGACCAGAAGCGGAACCAAGUGGGUUCAUGUCAGCUGUGCCUUGUGGAUCCCAGAGGUGAGCAUUGGGAACCCAGAGAAGAUGGAGCCAAUCACCAACGUUUCCCACAUUCCCAGCAACAGAUGGGCUCUGAUCUGCUGCCUGUGUAAAGAGAAGACAGGAGCCUGCAUACAGUGCUCAGCAAAAAACUGCAGGACUGCCUUCCAUGUGACGUGUGGUCUCCAUGCCAGCCUGGAAAUGAACACCAUCCUAACUGAGGAGGACGAGGUGAAGUUCAAAUCCUACUGCCCCAAACACUCCGGGAUCCAAGGUACCGAGGCAAACCACCGCGACUCCGGGGACGAAGAGGAGAAGGAGGGGCCCAGAGACCAGAGAGGGAGGACGAAGAGCGACCAGGAGGAGCUCAGCAGCCGCCAGCAGGAGAAGAGGGUCAACCUCCGCAAGCUGAAGCUGCAGGAGAUGGAGGAGGAGUUCUACCAGUUUGUGGAUGUGGAGGAGGUGGCCAAGAGCCUGAAGCUGCCGGCCGAAGCCGUCGACUUCAUCUACCAGUACUGGAAGCUGAAACGCAAAGCCAACUUCAACCAGCAGCUGCUCACACCCAAGAAGGAUGAGGAGGAGAGCCUGGCUCGCCGGGAGCAGGAGGUGCUGCUGCGACGCCUGCAGCUCUUCACCCACCUCAGACAGGACCUGGAGAGGGUCCGUAACCUGACCUACAUGGUGACCCGGAGAGAGAAGCUGAAGCGCUCGCUGUGCAAAGUCCAGGAGCAGAUUUUCCAGAACCAGGUCCGGCUGCUGGACCACGAGCUGCUCAACGGUGAUCCUUCUGCAAAGGACCUGGAGAAGCUGUUCUCUGGGGGUUCCUUAUCCUCCCUUGGUUCCUUGUCCGGCUCCUCCUGGAGUGACUCUGGUCAGAAGAGCAAACGAAGCUUGCAGAUACGGGAAAGAAGGAAAAGCUCAUCAGACUCCAUGAAUGCUCCCAAAGAGGACAGUCAGUGCAAGCCGUCAGAGAUUAAGGAAAACAAAAGCUCCCGAAGCAAAGAGCCGACCGCCACGGAGCCUGCAGGCGAGGUCAAAGUCCAAAAGGCCGAGGUUAGCGAGGGGCCUUUUAUGAAGCUCUCAAAGCCUGAGAUGAUCCAGGAACGCGCCUCCAUCAAGUUGCACAAGCUUGAGAUUAGGAAAGGCCCCAGAAGAGAGGCGCCAGAAGCAGAAGUGACGUUCAGUCACAAACCAGACCCGGAGCAAGAGGAGCGAGGGAGGAAGAGGAGGAGUGAGGAUGCAGAGAGCUUCCCCUGCCAGCUGAAGAACAAGUUCAGCUCCAAACAUCUGGAUAAAACCGUCUCCAUCAGGCUGGUGGACAUCAGAAACUCUGACUCCGACGAGUAUUUAUUCGAUGAUGGGAUGGCCAGACGUAGCAGCGGUCCUUUGGAUGUUACUCCCACUGCAAAGUUUAAAACCAGCAUGGUUUCGGAGGUCUCCAAAACUAACGGCUGGCUCAGGAAGCCCCUGAACAGCGGCUCCAGCGGCCCAAACGGAUCCGUGCCGGGACAUCUGAAAGGCUGGGGGAAGUUCCGGAUCCCAAAGAGGAACGACAAGCCUCUGAGCGCUGCGUUGAAGCAGGGGGAGGAGCUGCAGCAGAGCAACCCUCUGCUCAGACCGCUCACAAACACCCCAGACCCAGCGUACCCCAGAACGCGGCUCCGCACGGUGCCGGAGCCCGACGGCGAACUGGAGCCCUGCCUCAAACGAUGCCACUCCCACGAGUUGAGGGGCGACUCGUCCCUGGGGCGGCGCUACGCCUCUGACAUUAUCCGCCGAGGCGUGCUGGCCUCCUGAUGAAGAGCCCGCCGCACUGUGGUAUUCAGAAAAGAACUCUUUG
This is a messenger RNA of Cyprinodon tularosa, 2851 nucleotides long. It is a transcript of the gene jade1, whose product is annotated as jade family PHD finger 1. The record is from RefSeq and is a predicted model, not a curated record. Gene Ontology annotation, biological process: regulation of transcription by RNA polymerase II. The transcript has 11 exons. Bases 70 to 2808 code for a protein of 912 amino acids. Gene Ontology annotation, cellular component: histone acetyltransferase complex. Lineage: Eukaryota; Metazoa; Chordata; Actinopteri; Cyprinodontiformes; Cyprinodontidae.